This is a messenger RNA of Cantharellus anzutake, 1414 nucleotides long. RefSeq lists its product as uncharacterized. NCBI's taxonomy places the organism in Eukaryota, Fungi, Basidiomycota, Agaricomycetes, Cantharellales, Hydnaceae. The record is from RefSeq and is a predicted model, not a curated record. The transcript has 3 exons. The coding region runs from base 1 to 1365 and encodes 454 amino acids.
AUGCAUUUGGUACUCGAAAACCAUGGAAAGAACUUGAUUCAUCUCUGGAAAGGAACCUAUAAAGGACUCGACGAAGGGAAAGAACGCUAUGUCAUUGCGGAAGGGGCAUGGGUGCAGAUCGGACUAGAGACUGCUGCGUCAUCUGCAACAAUACCAUCUUCAUUUGGUCGACGAACACCAAAUAUCUGGACGGAGCAGCACUUGUUCACCGCUGAAGACUACGCUCACUGGUUUCUCUACGUUGCACCAUUUGUCCUGAAGGAUCGAUUCCCCUCUCGUAAAAUCUACAAACACUUCAUGCUUUUCCAUUCAAUUGUUCGGACAACGAUUCAGUUUUCCAUCACCAAAGAAGAAGUCAACUUGCUGCGAGAGACCGCAAUUACAUAUGUCCAGCAGUAUGAAAAGUUGUACUACCAGGGCGCUGCUGAGCAUCUCUCAACAUGCCCACUAACCCUGCAUGCGCUCCUUCACUUGCCUGACGAUAUCGAGAAGAAUGGCCCACCAUGCAUGAACUGGUCAUUCGUAAUGGAACGCUGGUGUGGCCGACUCCUUCCCGCGAUCAAGUCGCGAGUGUAUCCGUACAAGUCAUUGACUCGCCAACAACUCGCAAUUGCACAGGAGAACUCGAUUCUUGCGCAGUAUGACCUUUUUGAUGUCAUACAUGGUCCAACGGUUGAUCCAGAUGACUCACGAUGCAGGGAAGAAAUCCUCAGUGAAGGUAUGUGUUCGUGUCGACUCUAUGCAUUAAAACUAAUUUCCACAGCACCCGCAUCUAUCCUCCGGAGCCCGUGCAAUAAGGACUAUGUCCCUGAUGCCUCACUUCGACGUAAAAUCGCAAUUUACUUCACUAAUGUGUAUCUCAAACCAUUUCAUGAGAUUAUCAGAUGGCUGCCGGAAGUCAUGCCACGAUGGGGGAAGUCACGUAUUGCGGGUGGAGGUGAUAAAGUGUGCACCUCUUGGGCACAAAGUCGACGGAAGAACUAUCGUGAUGCAUCUUUUGUUAGGUAUGAGGUUGCUGUAGAUUCAAAUCCCCGUGUCCGUCGAAAGACGCCCCUUAUCAAGCAAAUUUGCUACGGCAUACUGUAUGAGAUACUAGUAUGCACUCUCCCGACUUCGAAUUUCCUGGGCACCGAUGCGCCAACGACUCAUGUACUCGCUCUUGUUUCUGAUUGUGGAGCUCAUGACAAUGCUGCGCUCACUCCAGUCUCCUUCACUUCUCUCUCAGAGACGACACAGAUUAUCGCGUUAGCAUCGGUAUCAUCAGUAUGUGGUCGGUUUUGUUAUGGAACAGCAUCGCCGCGAUGGGCAAUUGUAGACCGUAGUAUUGAGCUUGCACGGCCCAUUUUUGACGUCGAUGAUGAUUAAUUACAUUGCGCUUUACUGUAAUACAGGUGUACGUAACAUGAAAUCCUAC